CAAAACUCAGAUUUCAUAGCAUAUACUCUCUUCCAAUACCACCCAUCUUCUUCUUCUUCUUCUUCUUCUUCUUCUUCUUCUUCUUCAUCUUAUUUUUAGUUAUAGCUUUCUUACCCACUAAAAGAAAAGGUUGGAUCCAAUCCCAUCUUCCCUCCCUCCCUUUAGCCAAGUUUUUGUAUUGUUGUAGAUCCACAAAGCAAACCACCACCAAAAGAGAAAGGGGAAAAAAGGCCAAGGAUUAAAGGAAAAGAGUAGUGGAGAUCAAGUGGAAUUUGUAGAUCAUGAUCCAAGAGCUCUUUGGGAGUGGCCUAAUUAGUGGAGAAAGGAGGGUUCAUCCCAUCACCACCAAUGGAACCACCAUUCUACAACCUCCUUCUUACUCCCACAACCAUCAUCACUCAUCUCCAUCACCCUCUCCUUCAACAGCAACUACAUCCACCACCACAGCUGCCUCUCUCGCCAACUCAUCCACACCUUCUUCUUCAUCGUCGACGGCUCCUUCUGCAGAUCAUCAGCACCUGAGGUGCCCUCGUUGCGACUCGUCCAACACCAAGUUCUGCUACUACAACAACUACAACCUCACCCAGCCCCGUCACUUCUGCAAGACCUGCCGCAGGUACUGGACCAAGGGCGGCGCCCUGAGGAACGUCCCCAUCGGCGGAGGGUGCAGGAAGAACAGGAUCAGCACCACUACCGGUCUGAUCCCAUCCUCCUCCUCCUCCACUGCCAAGCUCAAGAGCUUGGCGGUGGAGUUUGGAAACUCACCAUCGUCGUCGUCCCCAUCCCUUUUCGGGGCUAGUUUGUACGAUCUCCAUCAUGAGUCACUCGCGCCAUCUAGCCCUAUCCUAUGGUCUUCCCCACAAACCAACUCCCACCACCACUUCCUCUCCUUGUUGAGACCAACACCAAACCCGCGAAACCCUAGCCCUAACCCUAGCUCCACCACAACUAUCCAACCAACUUCUUCAAAACACGAGGGGAAUCAUGGUCUCGCCAACCUGUUCGGAACUAGUACCACUGCUACCACCACCACCCAUUUGUUCGAGCCAUCGCCUACGACGGCUCGAACCCUAGAUGGGUGGAACUCCGCGUCACCUGUCAACAACAACAACAACAACAACAGGCAGCAUCAACAAGCAGCUAAUUCGCUCGGUCUUAACUAUCCUCCCAUUCCAAUAUGGAUGGGGGACAGCAACGGGAACGGCUACCUAGUGGGCAGCGAUGAACCGCAUCAUAAUAAUACAGGUUAUGACGUUUUCAACGAUGGUAAUAAUAACGUGGGAUCUACGUCGGCGGGAGUUGCCUCUUCUUCAUCGACGGUGGCUGCGGUGGCCGGAGGAGGAGGAGGAGGGUUUGUGGGUUACAGCUGGAAUCCGGCAGCUUUUACUUCUUCUACUUCUGCUACUGCUGCCACUACUACAACUUCAUGGUCGGAUCUUCCCACCACCGCAAAUAAUGAAAAAGGUCUAGGGGCGCGCCAUAGCCUUUGAGCAAAGCGAUAAAUAUAUAUAGAGAGAGAUGUUCUUCUUCUGCUGAGAGCUAGCAAAGUUGCAUUUAAAAAGAAGAGCUCUCUGUCUCUCUUUCUUCUUUUCCAAUGUCUCCAAAGCACGACAUAGAACAGAGGUGGUGCUGCAACAGAACAAUUGAUUCUCUCUCGUUCUCUCAUGUUGAGGGUUAAAACAUAGAUUCCAUCUGCAGCUUUAGCUGGUUUACACGGAAAAUGCAACCAUGUAUUGUUUUAUGGAAAGUUGUCCUUAUUUAUGAAAAAUGCAGCCAUUCGAUAAAUUAAAGGGAUGUGG
Messenger RNA from Linum trigynum, 1799 nucleotides. The record is from the annotation of a GenBank genome assembly. Lineage: Eukaryota; Viridiplantae; Streptophyta; Magnoliopsida; Malpighiales; Linaceae.